Aphanomyces invadans is the source of this 441-nucleotide messenger RNA. RefSeq lists its product as hypothetical. The transcript is spliced from 2 exons. NCBI's taxonomy places the organism in Eukaryota, Oomycota, Saprolegniomycetes, Saprolegniales, Verrucalvaceae. Gene Ontology annotation, cellular component: endoplasmic reticulum membrane. The record is from RefSeq and is a predicted model, not a curated record. Gene Ontology annotation, biological process: unsaturated fatty acid biosynthetic process. Gene Ontology annotation, molecular function: iron ion binding; stearoyl-CoA 9-desaturase activity. The coding region runs from base 1 to 441 and encodes 146 amino acids.
AUGGCGCCGCCAACCCCGUUGCAAUGGGCACGACAUUGGGUAUCGCCCAAAGCCCAGUACCUCGACUCGCCAGACUCAAUCGAACGGAAUGGUGCGCGCCUCGGCGACUUGGCGCGGCAAAUGCGCAGUUCAUGUGGUGACGGCGCGAUCGGCGAGGGCUGGCACAACUACCACCACCGGUACCCGACCGACUACGCCACGAGCGAAUUUGGCAUGCUGUACCAGUGGAACCCGUCCAAAGUCUUUAUCGACAUCAUGGCUGCAAUCGGGCAGGCGUACGACUUGAAGCGCAGCACGACGGCCGCCGCGACGCGCGAACGACUCGCGAUUGCCGUCGAGGAAGAGGUGGUCAAAGGGCUGGUCGUGCCCAUGCCGUUAACGCCACUCGAGCAAGCCCUGCGAUGGGCAGUGCAAACGUUCAAGUCAGCGCUUGUAAAGUAG